Molecule: messenger RNA, 2622 nt
Organism: Mastomys coucha (southern multimammate mouse)
Lineage: Eukaryota; Metazoa; Chordata; Mammalia; Rodentia; Muridae
Gene: Pck1
Product: phosphoenolpyruvate carboxykinase 1
Exons: 10
Coding region: 141-2009 (622 amino acids)
Biological process (GO): response to starvation; propionate catabolic process; gluconeogenesis
Cellular component (GO): cytosol; mitochondrion
Molecular function (GO): phosphoenolpyruvate carboxykinase (GTP) activity; GTP binding; manganese ion binding
Source: RefSeq, a predicted model, not a curated record
ACGGUUGGCCUUCUCUCUGGGAACACACCCUAGGUCAACAGGGGAAAUCCAGCAAGGCGCUCUGCAAUCUCUGAUCCAGACCUUCCAAGUGGAAGAAAGGUGGCACCAGAGUCCCUGCCUGUUUCUACACCAUUGCAAACAUGCCUCCUCAGCUGCAUAAUGGUCUGGACUUCUCUGCCAAGGUCAUCCAGGGCAGCCUGGACAGCCUGCCCCAGGCAGUGAGGAAGUUCGUGGAAGGCAAUGCUCAGCUGUGCCAGCCGGAGUAUAUCCACAUCUGCGACGGCUCGGAGGAGGAGUAUGGGCAGUUGCUGGCCCACAUGCAGGAGGAAGGUGUCAUCCGCAAGCUGAAGAAAUAUGACAACUGUUGGCUGGCUCUCACUGACCCCAGGGAUGUGGCCAGGAUCGAAAGCAAGACGGUCAUCGUCACCCAGGAGCAGAGAGACACAGUGCCCAUCCCCAAAAGUGGCCUCAGCCAGCUGGGCCGCUGGAUGUCGGAAGAGGACUUCGAGAAAGCAUUCAACGCCAGGUUCCCGGGGUGCAUGAAAGGACGCACCAUGUAUGUCAUCCCAUUCAGCAUGGGGCCUCUGGGAUCGCCGCUGGCCAAGACUGGUAUUGAACUGACAGACUCGCCCUAUGUGGUGGCUAGCAUGCGGAUCAUGACGCGGAUGGGGAUAUCUGUGCUGGAGGCCCUAGGCAACGGGGAGUUUAUCAAGUGCCUCCACUCCGUGGGGUGCCCUCUCCCCCUAAAAAAGCCUUUGGUCAACAACUGGGCCUGCAACCCUGAGUUGACGCUGAUCGCCCACCUCCCGGACCGCAGAGAGAUCAUCUCCUUUGGAAGUGGAUAUGGUGGGAACUCACUACUCGGGAAGAAAUGCUUUGCGCUGCGGAUCGCUAGCCGGCUGGCUAAGGAGGAAGGGUGGCUGGCGGAGCACAUGCUGAUCCUGGGCAUAACUAACCCCGAAGGCAAGAAGAAAUACCUGGCCGCAGCCUUCCCUAGUGCCUGCGGGAAGACCAACUUGGCCAUGAUGAACCCCAGCCUCCCCGGGUGGAAAGUCGAAUGUGUGGGUGAUGACAUCGCCUGGAUGAAGUUUGAUGCCCAAGGCAACUUAAGGGCUAUCAACCCAGAAAAUGGUUUUUUUGGAGUUGCUCCUGGCACCUCAGUGAAAACAAAUCCAAAUGCCAUUAAGACCAUCCAGAAAAACACCAUCUUCACCAAUGUGGCUGAGACUAGUGAUGGCGGUGUUUACUGGGAAGGCAUCGACGAGCCACUGGCCCCCGGGGUCACCAUCACCUCCUGGAAGAACAAGGAGUGGAGACCACAGGAUGAGGAACCAUGUGCCCAUCCCAACUCUCGAUUCUGCACCCCUGCCAGCCAGUGCCCCAUUAUUGACCCUGCCUGGGAAUCUCCGGAAGGAGUACCCAUCGAGGGCAUCAUCUUUGGUGGCCGGAGACCUGCAGGUGUACCCCUCGUCUAUGAAGCCCUCAGCUGGCAGCACGGGGUGUUUGUUGGAGCGGCCAUGAGAUCAGAGGCCACGGCGGCUGCAGAACACAAGGGCAAGGUCAUCAUGCAUGACCCCUUUGCUAUGCGGCCCUUCUUCGGCUACAACUUCGGCCAAUACCUGGCCCACUGGCUGAGCAUGGCCCACCGCCCAGCAGCCAAGUUACCCAAGAUCUUCCACGUCAACUGGUUCCGGAAGGACAAAGAUGGCAAGUUCCUCUGGCCAGGCUUUGGCGAGAACUCCCGUGUGCUGGAGUGGAUGUUCGGAAGGAUUGAGGGGGAGGAUAGUGCCAAGAUCACGCCCAUCGGCUACAUCCCUAAGGAAAACGCCCUGAACCUGAAAGGCCUGGGGGGCGUGAACAUGGAGGAGCUGUUCGGAAUCUCUAAGGAGUUCUGGGAGAAGGAGGUGGAGGAGAUCGACAGAUAUCUGGAGGACCAGGUCAACGCCGACCUCCCUUACGAAAUUGAGAGGGAGCUCAGAGCCCUGAAACAGAGAAUCAGCCAGAUGUAAAUCCCAAUGGGGGUGUCUCAAGAGUCACCCCUCCCCACCCAUAGCAUGCGCUGGGAGCUGGGAGAAAACCAGCCUGCCCCAGGUUGGAGAUAGUGGGCACAAUGCUGAGUAGAUCAGAAAAGCACCUUUUAAUAGUCAGUUGAGUAGCACAGAGAACAGGCUAGGGGCAAAUAAGAUUGGGAGGGGAAUCACCGCGUGUCUUCGGAAGUUUGUAUCUGACACCGAUGGGGGUUUUGGUUCCACUUCGAGGCCACUCAGGAAUCCAGUUCUUCACGUUAGCUGUAGCAGUUAGCUAAAAUGCACAGAAAACAUACUUGAGCUGUAUAUAUGUGUGUGAGCGUGUGAGCGUGUCUGUGAGAGAGCAUGUAUGUGUAUGUGUGUGUACAUGCCUGUCUGUCCCAUUGUCUACAAAGUAUUUAAAACCUUUAGGGGGGAAAAAUCUUGGGCAAGUUUGUAGUUGUAACUAGAGAGUCAUGUUGCUUUGUUGCUAGUAUGUAUGUUUAAAUUAUUUUUAUACACUGCCCUUCCUUACCUUUCUUUACAUAAUUGAAAUAGGCAUCCUGACCACUUCUUGGGGAAAAAAAAUAUAAAAUAAACUUUUAUAGAAAAAGCA